Messenger RNA from Hemibagrus wyckioides, 5962 nucleotides. RefSeq names its product PHD finger protein 14 (gene phf14). Gene Ontology annotation, biological process: regulation of transcription by RNA polymerase II. NCBI's taxonomy places the organism in Eukaryota, Metazoa, Chordata, Actinopteri, Siluriformes, Bagridae. Bases 35 to 2608 code for a protein of 857 amino acids. The record is from RefSeq and is a predicted model, not a curated record. The transcript is spliced from 16 exons.
UUAUUGCGUAAUCUCUGUCCCAGUCUUUCCCCCAAUGGAUCGAGCCUCCAAGCGCAGGCAGGUGAAGCCCCUGGCUGCCUCACUUCUAGAUGUCCUGGACUAUGACAGCUCGGAUGACAGCGAUUUCGAAGUGGGAGACGCAGAUGCCUCGGGGUCAGAGGGCACAGGGAACGGCAGCGACGACGAGGGCUCCAAAGACAGCGUCGGAGGUGCAGACAGUGAGUCGGAUGCUGCCGUAUCUCCAGACGAGGAGGGCGUCGAAGAUGAAGAGAACAAGGAGCUUAAAGAAGAUGUGCAAGAGGAAGAAGAAGAAGAGAAAUCCAAGGACCAGCCUUCCUCUGAGGAAAGCAGCAAAAAAGAACCGGUCUCUAAAAAAAGCAAGAAAGCCGAAAAAACCUCAGACACGGAGCCCAACGGGAGCAGCACGGUGGAAGAAAGCCCUAAAAAGUGGAACCUUCGGAGAAACCGGCCCAUGCUGGACUUCACCACGAUGGAUCAGCUGAACGAAAUGGACGAUUACGACAGCGAGGAUGACAACGACUGGAGGCCCACGUCUGGAAAGAAGAAAAACAAAGCUGGCGGGAAGGAGAAAGGAGGAAGUGAGGAUGAGGGAGAGGAUGAAGGCAGCGCAGGGGAGGACGAUGAUGACGGCGACGACGAUGAUGACGACGACGGUGACGACAAUAACGACGAGGAGAACGAGGACGACAACGACGAGAGCAGCAGCAGCACCGACAGCGAAGUGGCGGUUAAAAAAGCCAGGAAGAAAGCCAGCAAGAACACCGGAGCGUUCGAUGAGGAGGAGACCAACGACAGCCAUAGCACAUCUCAGGGAAAGGGAAACGAGGACUCUUUGGUGGAGCGAGCUCAGGUGUGGACCUCGCAGAGGAUGGAGCACAUCCUGAUCUGCUGCGUCUGUCUGGGAGACAACAGCGAGGACACGGAUGAGAUCAUCCAGUGCGACAACUGCGGCGUGACCGUGCACGAAGGCUGCUACGGGGUUGACGGUGAGAGCGACUCCAUCAUGAGCUCGGCCUCGGAGAACUCCACAGAGCCGUGGUUCUGCGACGCUUGUAAAAAUGGUGUGAUGCCCAGCUGUGAGCUCUGCCCCAGUCAGGACGGGAUCUUUAAAGAGACAGACGCUGGAAGGUGGGUGCAUGUUGUAUGCGCGCUCUACGUUCCAGGAGUGGCGUUCGGAGACAUCGACAAACUCCGGCCUGUAACACUGACAGAAAUGAACUACACCAAAUAUGGAGCCAAGGAGUGCAGUCUCUGCGAGGACGCCCGCUUCGCCCGUACAGGAGUGUGUAUCAGCUGCGACGCUGGCAUGUGUCGCUCCUACUUCCAUGUGACGUGUGCUCAGCGAGAGGGGCUGCUAUCUGAGGCUGCUGCAGAAGAGGACAUAGCCGACCCGUUCUUCGCCUACUGUAAGCAGCACGCUGACCGCUUCGACAGGAAGUGGAAGAGGAAGAACUACCUGGCGCUCCAGUCCUACUGCAAAGUCUCACUGCAUGAGAGAGAGAAGCAGCUGACUCCUGAAGCCCAGGCUAGGAUCAGCGCUCGGCUGCAGCAGUACCGGGCGAAGGCAGAAGUGUCACGGAAUGCACGUCCUCAAGCGUGGGUGCCGCGAGAGAAGCUCCCACGUCCGCUCACCUCCAGCGCCUCGGCCGUGAGAAAGCUCCUGCGCAAAGCUGAGCUCAUGGGGAUCAGCACGGACGUGUUCGCCACCGACACCGCAGACGCCAGCGCCAGCCUGGACGGACGCCGGAAACACAAACAGCCGGCGCUGACCGCCGAUUUCGUCAACUACUACCUCGAGCGGAACAUGAGGAUGAUCCAGAUCCAGGACAACAUCAUGGAGCAGAAGAACCUGAAAGACAAACUGGAGAGCGAGCAGGAGAAGCUGCAUGUAGAGUAUAACAAGCUUUGCGAGUCCCUGGAGGAUCUGCAGAAUGUCAACGGGCUGCUGAGGAACGAAGGCCAAUCCAUGUGGAGCAUGCUGGGAAACAUUCUCGGACAGAAACUGAAUGCUCCAGCUAUUUUAAAGCCUCCCAAAGAGAGAAAGCCAAGCAAGAAAGAAGGUGGAAGUCCAGGGAAGUCCAGCAGUCUCCCUGCAGUGCUCUACAGCUGUGGGAUCUGUAAGAAGAACCAAGACCAGCAUCUCCUGUUACUGUGCGACACAUGCAAGCUUCACUACCACCUGGGCUGCCUGGAUCCACCUCUCACCCGCAUGCCCAAGAAGACCAAGAAUAGCUACUGGCAGUGCUCUGAGUGCGACCAGGCCAGCAGUGAUGAGGCAGACAUCGCCAUGGAGACACUCCCUGAUGGCACCAAGAGGUCCAGGAGACAGAUCAAGGGGCCAAUCAAAUUCAUCCCUCAGGACAUGUCUCCAGAGCCUAAAAAACUGCAGCUGAGGGGCACGAGAACCCGGGGCCAGAAGAGGAAAAGGGUGUCUAUCUGCGAAGAAGAAAAGAUAGAGGAACCGGCACCGCGGGAACGCAGGCAGCGGCAAUCGGUGCUGCAAAAAAAACCAAAAGCUGACGACACAAGGACGGAGUGUACCACCUGCAAAGGGCCCGGAGAUAACGAGAACCUCGUUCGGUCGUGAGAGCCGGGCGCCACCUCUCCCACCUCCCCCACGCUCCUCCCCUAAAAAAUCUGGGGACAGAUGAGAGAGGGACAGAGAGAGGGAGAAAGAGAAAAGAGAGAGAGGCAGAUUAAAUCGUUUCGAAGAGCGGCGUCCGGGUCGGGGCAGGAAGUUCGCAGACGACGGCCUCCUCUGACCGUCUCCUUUGACAUCACUUCCUGCUCAGAGCCAUGGAAUUUAACACGUUGACUCUUUUGGGGCCACAAAGAAACUUUCAGGAGCGAAUGCACUUUUUUCUUUCCUUUUUUUUCUCAAAUUUCUUAUUACACAUGGAAUUGAAAGCUCGCGAAUUAAAGGGAUUUUAAAGGGUUCCGCAGCGGAUUCUAUAAGAGGACUAAGUGGAUCUUGAGGACGCUUAGGUAGCCAUUUUGGAUGGAGACUCUUAAGUUGAUGAACGUGUACUGGACAGUAUCUCUGAGACUGGACGUGUAGCUGCUUGUGCUUUGGAUUCCUAAACUGACUGUCAUGUAAUGGGGAACUUUUCCAGCUGUUAUCAAGCCCUGCUUCAAGUGGCCUUCGUGCAAUCCUGGCCAAUUUGGGACAAUUCCGUGCAGCCCUCUCCUUUUCUUCUUUGCCUCUCAUCUUUCUGCAAUCCCUUUUGUUAUAACCUGAAUGUUGUCUGUCCUCUCUGUUAACACAUGACUGCUUUAGAACUGAACCCUGUGCUGCUCUCGUUGCUUAUUGCUUAUGCUAUGUGAAGUAGUAUGUAGCGAGUAGAGAAGUCGAAAGAAACAAAAAAAACACAGCAGUAUUUCUUUCUUGUAGAGUAUUUACUUGCAUCUGUGCAUCCACUGUAUUUCAAUAUGACAAGUGAUAUUUACAAUGUAGUUCAUAAUGAUCAUUCCAGAAUGAAGGUUUAGCAAGCUGUGUGUGUGUGAUGUUGGUAUCGCUUACUUCUUUAUUUUUGCCAUGUGUAGGCAGAAUUGUGACGUGCCCUUACGAUGGUUCACAUAUUGCCUGCUGGUGAAGCAUAUUGUGCUUUUUGACAGCUCUGCUGCCUUAUAUUCUGUCGCGAUAGCUAGGAAUGUCCCUGUGUGGGAUUCUUACGUCUUCAUGCCCUUUAAAAUGGUCGCCUUUAAGUGCAAGACAUGGUAACAAACCAAAAAUGCAAAUCAGAGAAUGCAACAACAGCGGAAAUGUAAAGCAAAUCAACAUGAAUUCAAAAUCAGAAAACACAUCAGCGCAUUAGAAACUGCAGCAAGAAACAGAAAACACUGGCGGGGUUAUAGCUUUACUGCAGUGUCUGUAGUUUUACUGCAGUGUCUGUAGUUUUACUGCAAUGUCUAUAGUUUUACUGUAGUGUCUGUAGUUUUACUGUAGUGUCUAUAGUUUUACUGUAGUGUCUGUAGUUUUACUGCAAUGUCUGUAGUUUUACUGUAGUGUCUGUAGUUUUACUGCAAUGUCUGUAGUUUUACUGUAGUGUCUGUAGUUUUACUGUAGUGUCUGUAGUUUUACUGCAAUGUCUGUAGUUUUACUGUAGUGUCUGUAGUUUUACUGUAGUGUCUGUAGUUUUACUGUAGUGUCUGUAGUUUUACUGCAAUGUCUGUAGUUUUACUGUAGUGUCUGUAGUUUUACUGUAGUGUCUGUAGUUUUACUGUAGUGUCUAUAGUUUUACUGUAGUGUCUGUAGUUUUACUGUAGUGUCUGUAGUUUUACUGUAGUGUCUGUAGUUUUACUGCAAUGUCUGUAGUUUUACUGUAGUGUCUGUAGUUUUACUGUAGUGUCUGUAGUUUUACUGCAAUGUCUGUAGUUUUAAUGUAGAAUCUGUAGUUUGCUUUAGUUUCGCUAUAGUGUAUAUAGUUUUACUAUAGUGUCUGUAGUUUUAAUGUAGAGUCUGUAGUUUGCUUUAGUUUUAGCUUUGCUGUCAUGUGUGUGGCUUUGCUGUUGCAUCUAUGGUUUUGCUGUAGUGUCUGUAGUCUGUAGUUUGGUUUAGUUUUAGUUUCGCUAUUGUGUCUGUAGUUUUACUGUAGUGUCUGUAGUUUUGCUGUAGUUUUAGUUUUGCUGAAGUGUCUGUAGUUUUACCAUGGUGUCUGUAGUUUUACUGUAGUUUUAGUUUCGCAGUAGUUUUUGUUCUAUGGUAGUGUCUAUAGUUUUGCUGUAGCAUCUGUACUUUUGGUAUAGUUUUAGUUUUGCUGUAGUGUCUGUAGUUUUACUGUAGUUUUUCUUUUACGGUAGUGUCUGUAGUUUUACUAUACGGUCUAUAGUUCUGCUGUAGUGUCUGUAGUUUUGCUGUAGGUUCUAUAUUUUUGCUGUUGUCUCUAUGGUUUUGCUGUAGUGUCUGUAGUUUUGCUAUAGUUUCAGUUUUACUGUACGGUCUAUAGUUUUGCUGUAGUCUCUAUAGUUUUGCUGUAGUGUCUGUAGUUUGGCUGUAGUCUCUAUAGUUCUGCUGUAGUGUCUGUAGUUCGGCUGUAGUGUCUGUAGUUCUGCUGUAAUGUUCUUAUGGCCUGUUUUCUGAUUAUCUCUUUAUUUUUUGGUUUGUUAAUGUGUUGUGUACUUUCUGGCCACCAUACUUGAAACUUUUUCAGCGAACGUUGUCAGCUUAGACUAUCUAUCUAUCUAUCUAUCUAUCUAUCUAUCUAUCUAUCUAUCUAUCUAUCUAUCUAUCUAUCUAUCUAUCUAUCUAUCUAUCUAUCUAUGUAUCUAUCUAUUUAUCAGUAGUUGCAUGGUUUAUAUCACACUAUUUGUUUACAUCUUACCGAAGAAUGGUUGCUUUUCCUUUUAAAAUAGAAUUAUGGUAGAGGGGUUUAGAAGCUCUGACUUGCAUUUUAUGUUUACAUCUAAGAUACCUGUAAAUUGCAUACUUGUAGGGUAUUAAAUGGUGUGAGAUUGUGAUCCAUUUUGUAAUGGAUGUUGCACCAGUUGAGCAGUUGUGUAUAUAUUUCAUGUGCCUAUCAUUUGUGAUUGAUUUCGGGGGGGGAGGAAAAAAAGUCUUUCUUUUUUGCACUCAUUUUAAAAUGGAAUAUUUAACUUAUUUAUGUAUUUAUGUCAGUUUUUAUUAUUCUCCUAAACCAUUUUAAAUCUUGUGAGUGUGUGUGUGAGCGUGUGUGUGUGUGUGUGUGUGUGUGUGGUCCCCGAGCUGUGGCCUCGGCAUUGUGCGAGCUGUAAUAAACUCUUGACUUUUUCACCUUAUUGCCGCCGUGAUGAAUGACUCUCGGUUGGGCUAAUUAAUAGCACCGAGCGUUGGCUUGUAGUGCACUGUGUGUGUGUGCGCGUGUCCCUUCCUGUCCUAGCUGAUUUAUUUUCGGGGACGGCAUGCGUGUCCAACAGGAUCCGCUCUGCUAGACAUACUCAGGAUGGGACAAAAAAAAAAAAAAAA